AUGGCGCAAAGUUGGGACUAUAUUGCCAAAAUCGUGUCUCUAGGCGACUCUGGGUGUGGAAAGUCCAGUCUCACGAUAAGACUGUGCGAAGGACGAUUCUCCCCUCACCACGAUGUAACCAUUGGUGUCGAAUUCGGUAGCCGUAUAGUACCUGUUGGCCCUCCUGCCUCAUUAGCUCUCAAGGUCAACAACCCUUCCGCCGACGCUCCUGCCGAAACACCCGUCAACGCCAACCCAGAGAAUCAAAAGCACAUGAAGCUAUCGUUGUGGGAUACUGCUGGUCAAGAGACAUACAAGUCCAUUACUCGAUCAUAUUUCAGAGGUGCUAGCGGUGCUCUACUGGUCUUCGACAUCACACGCCGUGCUACCUUCGAAGCCGUGACAGCGUGGCUGAACGAUCUCCGACAAAUAGCAGAAGAGAACAUUAUCGUUGUGCUCGUCGGCAACAAGGUCGAUCUUGCCACUUCGACCGCCGUCGAGGAAGGUGCCGGCUCUGAGAACAAGCGACAGGUCACACAGGAAGAGGCCGAGGCGUGGUGCAAAGAAAACAAAGUCAUGCAAUAUGUCGAGACUUCGGCAAAGAGUGGUGAUAAUGUUGAAAGAGCUUUCCGCGAGGUUGCCGAGAGAAUAUACCAGAAUAUCGAGGCCGGCAAGUACGACCUCAACGACAGACGGUCUGGUGUCAAGGGUCAUGGAGCUGGCGGCGGCAACACUGCAAGAACUAUCAACCUUGGCAUGAACGACGCUGCUUCUGUACAGAAACGCGGCAAGCAAGGCGGAUGCUGUUGA
Messenger RNA from Aureobasidium subglaciale EXF-2481, 789 nucleotides. RefSeq lists its product as uncharacterized. The transcript has 2 exons. The record is from RefSeq and is a predicted model, not a curated record. Lineage: Eukaryota; Fungi; Ascomycota; Dothideomycetes; Dothideales; Saccotheciaceae. The coding region runs from base 1 to 789 and encodes 262 amino acids. Gene Ontology annotation, cellular component: endosome. Gene Ontology annotation, biological process: regulation of endocytosis. Gene Ontology annotation, molecular function: GTPase activity; GTP binding.